AUCCAUACCAUUAUUUUUCUAACCUUAUCAAAACUCACCCCAUUUGGGGUCCAAAAACAACCAACUCAUCACCACUUCGUUCUUCUCUCGGUCUCUGUCUGUUUCUCCGGCUUUUAGCAACAUCUCCCUCAUUCAACAACCCACAAUCCAGAAAUCGAAAGACAUACAGAAGAAAACGAAUAUUAAGAAAAGGAAGGGGAGAAAUGGCAGCAGAAAAUUGUCCGGUUCGAUUCGGGAUCAUCGGAUGCUCCAGGCUAGCGAAGAAAGUAACCAGAGCCAUACUCUUAUCCCCUGCCACCACCCUUCACGCAAUUUCCAGUGCCUCCCCUGAAGAAGCCAAGCAGUUCGCCGUCGCAAACGAGCUGCCGGAGACGGUCAGGAUUUGCAGCAGCCAUGAAGAAGUUGUCGACGAUCCGGACGUGGACGCAGUCUUCGUGCCGGUGCCGGUGGGGCAGCACUCGCGGUGGGGAGUGGCGGUAGCGGAGAAGAAGAAGCAUUUGCUGAUGGAGAAGCCCGGCGCCGUUGAUUUGGGGGAAUUGGAUAAGGUUUUGGAAGCUUGCGAAAGGAACGGAGUUCAGUUCAUGGACGCCACCAUGUGGCUCCACCACCCACGGACGGGCAAGAUGAAGGAGCUCAUCUCCGAUCCUAAACUCGUCGGAAACAUUGGACUAAUUCAUACAACAUCAACAGCUUUCAUCCCGCGUCAAUUCUUCGAGACCGCAGUCCCCGCCGGGAAGCCAGCAAUGGAAACCAUGGGGGCGGUUGGGGAACUGGGCUGGUACGGAAUAGGAGCGGUAUUGUGGGCGAAAGACUUCCACCUCCCCAGUUCAGUCACCGCUUUACCCGACAUCACCAAAAGCUCUACCGGAGUCAUUCUCUCCUGUUCUGCACAGCUGCACUACGAACAAGACAACACGGUCGGGAUCAUCCACUGCUCUUUCCUCUCUCAUCUCACCAUGGAAUUGGAGAUUGUUGGCGUCAAUGGGUCUCUGUAUUUAGGGGACUUCAUACUCCCGUACAAGGAGCAAUCCGCUGAGUUCAACUUCACUUGGAUGGCUAAGUUCGUGGAACGGGAUCUGGGUUGGAACGUGAAGCCCGAGAAGGUUGAAGUUGUGAAUGAAGUUUCACAGGAGGUUUUGAUGGUUGAGGAAUUUGCCAGGCUUGUUCAGGGGAUUAAGGCGGGGUCGCCGCCUGAUGUUAAGUGGGCUGAGAUUUGCAGGAAGACUCAGCUUGUUCUGGAUUCUGUGAUGAAAUCCAUUGAAAUUGGCUGCACAUGUGUAACUCUGUGAAAUGUAAGAUUCUGGAAUGUGAAUGAAACACAGUUUUACCU
This is a messenger RNA of Linum trigynum, 1330 nucleotides long. NCBI's taxonomy places the organism in Eukaryota, Viridiplantae, Streptophyta, Magnoliopsida, Malpighiales, Linaceae. The record is from the annotation of a GenBank genome assembly.